Coregonus clupeaformis (lake whitefish) is the source of this 1842-nucleotide messenger RNA. Its product is annotated as alpha-N-acetylgalactosaminide alpha-2,6-sialyltransferase 2-like. Lineage: Eukaryota; Metazoa; Chordata; Actinopteri; Salmoniformes; Salmonidae. The transcript is spliced from 10 exons. Gene Ontology annotation, molecular function: sialyltransferase activity. The record is from RefSeq and is a predicted model, not a curated record. Bases 312 to 1688 code for a protein of 458 amino acids.
CUCAUUUCGCAAUAGUCCCGCCCAUGCUGUGUUACGCUCCGGUCCACUUAGCCAAGGAGUUAUUGUGAUUUAGUUGGUUUUCUACUGUCACUAAAGAAGGCUCGUCACAGACUGUCACGUGGUAAGAGAGGCCCCGGAGCAGUGUGAACCUCUGGAUUCAUUUACAGGCAACUCCAGCCCUCGUCUCUUUUACCCGUUGCUCCCCUGAAAACCCAAACGUCCUCCUCAGAAGGACAUCAGCUACUCCCCCAUGUUCCUCCUCUGUGGAGGGCAGGGGGCACACACGCAGACGGCUGCCCAGGCUCUGGGCCAUGAUGACGGGCAUAGGGCUCCAGAGGAGGCUUUGGCUGUGCUUCCUGGGUGUCAGCUUCCUGCCAGUCAUCUACAUCAUCUUUCUGAGCCUUGAGCUCACCAUGCCCUGGCGCAUGGUCGACCUGAACCUGGCGCAAUUCCCUGGUAUUGGGUACACACGGGAACCAAACAGGUUUCAUGACUCUGAAGACCCUCUUGUUGACAAAACACUGUCAGCUGGUAGUGAUGGCCAGCACACCAGGACCACACCACCAACACCUUUAAGUUUAAAGGUGCAGUCCACAUCCCCUGCCCGAGUCAGAUCCUCAACAGAACCUGGACCCAGGACUACCAAGGGCCCUGAUCUUAAAGGUGCUCUCCUGACCAAGUCACCCAAACCAACAGAGCCACCCUUCAUUGGUGACAGCUACUACAGUGAAGAUGCCCCACCUCGAACAGACUGUCCAGACGGUAUUCGUAGCAGGGUGCCCCAGACAGACUUUGGGGUGAGGUAUCUGGAUAGGAUCCCUGUGCUCCAGUGGGCCAAGCAUGCCACUCCAGAACAGUACCAGCGCCUCAGACUGUACCCAGGGACUCACGGCUGGGCAAACCUCGACUAUAACACUCUGGUAUCGACCCUAUCUGUUCUCAACACAUCAGCCAACUGGCACAUGUUUGAUGACUGGGAGCGUCGUAGCAACGGCUCACAGUGUGUCCGCUGUGCCGUCGUGGGCAACGGAGGGAUUCUGAAGGAAUCGAAGAAAGGCCGGGAUAUUGACCGUCAUGACUAUGUCUUCAGGACCAACGGAGCUGUGAUUAAAGGCUUUGAGCAGGAUGUGGGCUCUAGAACGUCACUCUACACAUUCUCCACCAACACCCUCCGUAACUCUAUGAAGAACUACGCCGGAGCGGGCUACAGAGGACCACCGUUCUCUGAGGAGACAAGGUAUGUCUUCCUGCCAGACCAUGACAGGGAUUAUCUGCUAAUGAAAGCAGCCGCCACACACACUCCAGCAGAGAGAGGACCAGAGAGGAGCAAAACGCCUCCCUCAUACUUCGGAGGAAAUGUGACCGUAGAGAAGUUUAAGAUGUACCAUCCAGAUUUCAUACGCUACAUCAGAAACAGGUUCCUCCGGGCCCAUGCCAUGCAGACCAAAUACAAGGACAUCUACCGUCCAUCAACAGGUGCUGUGAUGCUGCUGGCUGCGGUGCACACCUGUGACCAGGUGAGCGCGUACGGCUUCAUGACUCCAGACUAUAUGAACUACUCUGACCACUACUACGACAGCCAGUAUCACCCAGUGGGUUUCUUCAUCAACCAUGACCUGAGGAUGGAGAUGACACUGUGGCAGCAGCUCCACCAUGCAGGCCUCAUCACACUCUACAUGCGCCAGUGAACUCAGGAACUAACACACUCCGGGUUGCUAUAGCAACGACCACCUCCUGUAAGAUAUUUUUAUAGUCGCAAACUGUAUGUAUUACUGAACAAAAAUAUAAACGCAACAUGUAAAGUGUUGGUUUCAUCAGCUGAAAUAAAAUAUCCCAGAAAUG